Messenger RNA from Phytophthora infestans T30-4, 1308 nucleotides. RefSeq lists its product as uncharacterized. Bases 1 to 1308 code for a protein of 435 amino acids. The transcript has 2 exons. NCBI's taxonomy places the organism in Eukaryota, Oomycota, Peronosporomycetes, Peronosporales, Peronosporaceae. The record is from RefSeq and is a predicted model, not a curated record.
AUGACGGAUACGGAGUCACGACCUAGUCAUGUAAAACUCCGAUACCGAGCGUUGGCCUAUGUCCGUCGAAUUGGACGACAACGUCGACCGGUUAGAGCAGCAACCCCUCGCAGCUUUGCUGGCACGGGUGAAGAGCGCAGUAUCAAAAACCUCAUCGGGCGACGUUCGAUUGCUCAAAUUAGUAGCAAACGAGGUUUCGCAGACACAGGCGCGCUUCCAAGUGGCAGUCGCAAGAGCUCUACAGAAUCCGGAUCAAAAUCUCAACUGAAAUGCCUCAAUUCCAACGGUCGGGAUUCCACAUGGAGAGAAAAUAAGGUCAAUACACGAAGCCGGAGAGGUAGCAGCAAAGCACGAAGGAGGCCCAACACACCUCAAGCGAAUGCUGGCAAACGUCGUCACCAGUUCCUAAUGUCACAUCAGAACCACGACGGACCAAGAUUUGGUCUAUUCUGUGGAUGCAGCAUCGAGCACGAUGCAAUCGACCCCAACGCCACGACUCGCAAUGAGAAACACUAUAUUGAUACACGUUCGGGAGGUGCCCAAGCUACCGGUUUUGAUAGUGGAUUCGGCUUUACGUGUACCAGCCCAGUAGCCUGCCCGCCACCUCUCGGCCUUGAACUCACGCGUACGGCUCCUACAACCCUUCAGCUACGAUCUCGACAUGGACGGAGGAGUUUAAAGCUCGCACUUAGCGGCAAUAGCGCGAUGGGGCUCAAACGUAAAGCACCAUCGGUGUCUUCUGGAUACCCGUCUUAUACUCCUAGCACACCACCAUCGGCGUUCGUGAGCGACUUUACCCCACCAAGCACCUUGAAAAACACAAGAAAUCGCUCGCGUGUGUCAGUCGGGUGUAACGGGUGGUUCAUGAAUGACGACGACCCGGCCAUCGUGGGCUGGUACCGACAUCGUAGUAGCGACGAAGGCAACCCCAUCACACAGCUUGCGGGGUUGGCUCAGGCUUCUCGAGAUAGCGAUGCAGAAUUUGCCAGGGACUUGCCGAAAAGAGAAGGCAAACACGGAUCUCGAGCAUGCGACGGUGAUAAAGUUGGCAAGGAACGCAAAGCUCGAUUCAGCGUGUCGGUGGAACGCACACGUUCACUUGGCACUUGCUCGGCGACAUGUACGGUCACCAACAAGCUUCAAUGGAAGAGCUUUAACGGUCACCAACGCGGAACACGCAAGAUAUACUGCGUUGCAGCGUGCGGUGGCCAUCUGAGCUACAAAAUACUGAGUCUUAGCAAGUUGAAGUUGGCGGGAUUAAAAAGAAUUAAUCGCGCUCUGAAAGUAUCCGGUUGCAAUCGACCUUGA